GAGGCGGAGCUGCGUGUGUGCACUCGUCGCAGAGCUGAGCAGAGGAUAGCGAGGGGGGACGCUAGACCAGGGCCGACUCUUUUAUAAUCCAUUGGCAAGUUUAGCGUGGUUGGGGACAGCAGAAGCAGCAGCAUAAUGGCGGAUAAGAUGGAUAUGUCUCUAGACGACAUUAUCAAGCAGAACAGGCAGACUAGAGGCGGAGGCCGGGGCGGGAGAGGCCGCGGCCGCGGAGGCGCGCUGGGCGGCCGCGGGGGAGGACCAGGACGGCUCGGUGGCGGCGGCGGCGGCGGCGGCGGGGGAUUUGGAGGCCGAGGCGGCGGAUCCGGCCCCAUGAGGAGCCGGCAGAACCUGAGCCGCGCUAGAGGCAGGCCGACGCCGUACAGCAGGCCUAAACAGCUUCCGGACAAGUGGCAGCACGACAUGUUCGACAACGGCUUCAGCGGCUUCAAUGGUGCUGCUGGGGGCGGCGGAGGAGCCGGCGUGGAGACUGGAGGGAAGCUUCUCGUGUCCAAUCUGGACUUUGGGGUCUCAGACGCAGACAUUCAGGAACUUUUCGCAGAGUUUGGAACCCUAAAGAAAGCUGCUGUUCAUUAUGACCGAUCAGGAAGGAGCCUGGGAACCGCUGAUGUUCACUUUGAAAGGAGAGCAGAUGCCCUAAAGGCCAUGAAACAGUACAAUGGCAUCCCACUCGAUGGGCGGCCUAUGAACAUACAACUCGUCACAUCACAGAUUGACACACAGAGACGGCCUAUGCAGGGUCUGAACAGAGGUGGCGGAGGCAUGAACAGAGGUCGCGGCUUCGGCAUGCAGAGGGGUCGAGGAGGACGUGGUGCGGGCGGUGCCCGAGGACGAGGAAGGGGUGGUCGCGGUGCCACUAACAAGCAACCCCUAUCAGCAGAGGAGCUUGAUGCUCAGUUAGACGCCUACAACGCCAGAAUGGACACCAGCUAAGAAAUAAAGCUCUUCUACUUGUCCUUCCUGCACAGAGGGAUGUGGUUGUUACAGAUGUGCAGACUAUUUUACACUUGUCUUCUGAUGUGAUUUGAAAAUGUUGGAACCUAUUCUUUUAAAUACUCCAAAGUGUUUUUUACCAGUUUUUUUUUUUUUUUUUUUUUUUUUUUUUUUUGCUCAAAAUGGUUUUGACUGUAGGUUAUUUAACUGGUUCAUCAGUUUCCCUCAACCCUGUAGUUGAUACAACUUGUAAUAAAAACCUGCAAUGCAUAUUAACCAUAA
Cololabis saira (Pacific saury) is the source of this 1233-nucleotide messenger RNA. RefSeq names its product Aly/REF export factor (gene alyref). The record is from RefSeq and is a predicted model, not a curated record. NCBI's taxonomy places the organism in Eukaryota, Metazoa, Chordata, Actinopteri, Beloniformes, Belonidae. Gene Ontology annotation, molecular function: mRNA binding. The transcript has 6 exons. Bases 136 to 951 code for a protein of 271 amino acids. Gene Ontology annotation, cellular component: nucleus. Gene Ontology annotation, biological process: mRNA export from nucleus.